GUGGAGCGCUUUAAAUAUGCAUGGGCGCGUCACAUCGUGUCAAUCGGGCUUAGUCCGUAGGGAGGGAGUCAGUAUAUAUAUAAAUGUGUCUGAGGUGGGCCGAGAAGGGUUAACAGCCUGGAGGAGAGACACAGAGGUGGGGCAGGGGUCUGCAGCCCGGGUGGUGAUCACAGCCCAGGUUGGCAACGCCGGUGAGUAGCUCCUCUUUACCCGCUCUCGCUCCUUCUAUCAAAGGAGUGCUGGCCUUGGGCGGAGGUGGGAGGUGCCCGCGGAUGCAGGGCGUGAGCGGUCUGUCCGAGGCAGCCCACACCCCGGCGAGGAAAAGUCCUGAGCGCGCAGUCCUCGAGAAAGGCAUGUUCCUUAAGGGCGCAUGGUCACUGCCACCUUCCACUGCCCGUCGGCUUUGAGAGCGAAGUCCUUGCCUGAGGUGGUAACUCUUGGGUUUGGCCCCCAAGCCCCAGGACCUUUCCGGACAGGACAGGUGAGCACUUCGCGCUGCCUGCGCCGCAGCUCUUGCUACCCCUGUGCUCCGAGUGACCAUGUUCCCUUGCGGGCUGAGCUGCCUGUCGGUGCUGGGGGCGGCGGGCACCGCUCUCCUGUGCGCCGGGCUGCUGCUCAGCCUGGCCCAGCACCUAUGGACCCUCCGCUGGAAGCUGAGUCGAGACCGGGCCUCCGCCCUGCCCCUGCCCAAGGGCUCCAUGGGCUGGCCCUUCUUCGGCGAAACGCUGCACUGGUUAGUUCAGGGUUCGCGCUUCCACAGCUCCCGCCGAGAGCGCUACGGGACAGUGUUCAAGACGCACCUGCUGGGCAGGCCGGUGAUCCGCGUGAGCGGCGCUGAGAACGUGCGCACAAUCCUGCUGGGCGAGCAUCGCCUUGUGCGCAGCCAGUGGCCGCAGAGCGCGCACAUCCUGCUGGGCUCGCACACACUGCUCGGCGCGGUCGGUGAGCCACACCGGCAGCGGCGCAAGGUCCUGGCACGAGUGUUUAGCCGCGGGGCCCUGGAGCGCUACGUGCCCCGCCUGCAGGAGGCACUGCGGUGUGAGGUGCGCUCCUGGUGCGCAACUCGAGGGCCAGUUGAGGUCUACGAGGCCACCAAAGCCCUCACCUUUCGAAUGGCCGCGCUCAUUUUAUUGGGGCUACGGCUGGAUAAGGCGCAGUGCACGGAGCUGGCCCGGACCUUCGAGCAGUUCGUGGAGAACCUCUUCUCUCUGCCUCUGGACUUUCCCUUCAGCGGCCUGCGCAAGGGCAUCCGGGCACGGGACCAGCUGCAUCAGCACCUGGAGGAGGCCAUUGCAGAGAAACUUCAUGAAGACCAGGCUGGGGAGCCAGAUGACGCCUUGGCCAUGAUUAUCCACAGCACUAGGGAGCUGGGCCAUGAGCUUUCAGUGCAGGAGCUGAAGGAGUCCGCUGUGGAGCUCCUCUUUGCUGCCUUUUUCACCACCGCCAGUGCCAGCACGUCCCUGGUCCUGCUGCUACUGCAGCACCCUGCAGCCAUCACCAAGAUCCAGCAGGAGCUAGCGGUGCACGGGCUGGGGUGCGCGUGCAGCUGCAAGCCAGGGGCUGCAGGGGAUGGCGCGGGGCCCUGGCCGGACUGCAGCUGCGAGCCCGACCUCAACCUCGCGGCGCUGGGCCGUCUGCGCUAUGUCGACUGCGUGGUCAAGGAGGUGCUGCGCCUCCUGCCGCCGGUGUCCGGGGGCUACCGCACAGCGCUUCGUACCUUCGAGCUCGAUGGUUACCAGAUCCCCAAGGGCUGGAGCGUGAUGUAUAGCAUCCGGGACACGCACGAGACCGCUGCGGUGUACCGCAGCCCACCCGAGGGCUUCGACCCCGAGCGCUUCGGCGCGGCGGGCGAGGAUGCGCGGGGCCCCUCUGGCCGCUUCCAUUACAUCCCAUUCGGCGGCGGUGCGCGCAGCUGUCUCGGCCAGGAGCUGGCGCAGGCCGUGCUCCAGCUGCUAGCGGUGGAGCUGGUGCGCACGGCGCGCUGGGAACUGGCCACGCCUGACUUCCCCGCCAUGCAGACCGUGCCCAUCGUGCACCCAGUGGACGGGCUACGGCUCUUUUUCCACCGGCUCGCGCCUUCGGCAGCGCGAGAUGGACUACGCCUGUGACCCCCUGUACUGCAGGACAUGACUUGGCCAAUGACUUUGGUGCACUCACAGCGCCACCCAUCUGCGGUUCCUCAGUGUCAGGUCGGUGCUCGCUCACUCGUUCAACGAACGGUCACCGAAUGAGUGAGUCUCUGUGCCAGACUCUGAGGGAGGGGGAGUGCGAGCCACCGUCAAGGCACCACAGAAGCGCCCUGGCCAGUGAGAAGGUGCCUCUUGUGAGCUUGGCGCCUUGAGGAAGGAAAGGUCGUGGGCCAACCCUCAUAAACCCUUCCCAGGAUCCCGAAACGGGUGGAAGAAACAGAACUCCGUUAGAAGCUACGCGGCCUCGCCUUUUCGCGCCAAAUCUGGGAGGGUGGAUGGAUGGUGGGCGGCGGGGAGGAUUGCGUCUUGUGGACCGUGCCAGAGACCCACCUCACACGGCCGUACCUGCAACCCUUGCAAGGAAGCGGAGACGCCCGGAGCGCAUCCCUUGCCUGGCUUUGGGCCAUAG
This is a messenger RNA of Hipposideros armiger (great roundleaf bat), 2598 nucleotides long. RefSeq names its product cytochrome P450 family 26 subfamily C member 1 (gene CYP26C1). Gene Ontology annotation, biological process: sterol metabolic process. The transcript is spliced from 6 exons. Bases 540 to 2108 code for a protein of 522 amino acids. Lineage: Eukaryota; Metazoa; Chordata; Mammalia; Chiroptera; Hipposideridae. Gene Ontology annotation, molecular function: heme binding; oxidoreductase activity, acting on paired donors, with incorporation or reduction of molecular oxygen; iron ion binding. The record is from RefSeq and is a predicted model, not a curated record.